Messenger RNA from Sebastes umbrosus (honeycomb rockfish), 6418 nucleotides. RefSeq names its product NACHT, LRR and PYD domains-containing protein 3-like. Bases 2079 to 5219 code for a protein of 1046 amino acids. The record is from RefSeq and is a predicted model, not a curated record. Gene Ontology annotation, molecular function: protein binding. NCBI's taxonomy places the organism in Eukaryota, Metazoa, Chordata, Actinopteri, Perciformes, Sebastidae. The transcript has 9 exons.
CUGGACCUGGACCUGGACCUGGACCUGGAUCUGAACCCAGCGGUGUUUCCUGCAAUUAUGGCAAUUCAAUGGAAUAUGGAAUUGAUUUUAAACAAUACCAAAAUACCAGGCGAAAGCUGGGGUCCAACCGCUCCCAGACCUUCACACAGUGGUCUAUUCGAUGGUGACACCAAGGGCCCAUAAAGUCCCGACCCAAAACAAAGAGUCCUCUGUCAAAUGAAAUAUGGGCAGUACCUGGAAAUAUAUCAUUUGACAGAGGACUCUUUGUUUUGGGCUUCGCUGACUUCAGCUGCUUCUCAAAGCAGCGUUGGCAACGGUACUUUCUUGGGCCCUUGGUGCCGCCAUCGAACAGACUACUGUCAACUCCUGGGAGAGGUUGAACACAAGGAUCCUCUUUUCUUAGCCCCUGAGGGCCAUCCUCACACAGACCAACAUAUCCACGCUGCGUCGCUGGCUGCAGGCAGCGCACAAACACACACGUCAAACAUUUCUCUGCUCCCUUUUGAAGUAGAACCCUGCGACACUUUUAAAAAGACCAAUGUAUGGGGGUCCUGGGGGACUUAAUUGCAGCGUAUGCAGUUAAAAUAGAUCAAAUAGAAUAGAGAUCAAUGUUCACCAUAAGUCCUGAUUUAAAGUAUCAGCCACUAUCAGUGGGGUAGAGGCUCUCCUGUCAGUCACUGUGAGGCAGACAGACACACAUUUCCUCAGGUGUUCGGCGUUCGGUUAUACUUAGCUCCACCCUCUCGUGUCAUUUCUGGUUUCAAAAGAAGGGCCAAAAACCAGGAUGGCUACGUCCAAAAUGUCAAACUCGAGGCUUCAAAACCAUCCAUCCAUCCAUUAUCUUCCUCUUAUCCGGGUCUCGGGCCAUUUGAGACUCACUGGUGAACAAGACCCAGAGAUACUUAAACUCCCUCGCUUGGGGCAGUGACUCAUUCCCAACCCGGAGCGAGCAGUCCACCGUUUUCCGGCAGAGAACCAUGGCCUCAGAGUUGGAGGUACUGACUCUCAUCCUGACCGCUUCACACUCAGCUGCAAACCGCCCCAGUGUGUGCUGAAGGACUCUGAAGCACAUUGUACGCAAUAUGGAUCAUGAACUUGAUGUGCUGGGGUUCUGCCUGCCAGAGGUCAACUUAAUAGUUCCUGCCAUCUGUUGCAGCCCUGGUCCUCGUCAUAGUGGACUGAUGGGAAGCUGCCGAGUCCUACCCGACAUGUCAUUAUCGUCCCCAGUCCCAGAGCCCAUGUCUCAGCCUAGAUUCAGAGACUUCCGCUGCCUCUUGGGCUCUUCUUUUGCUGAGCAGGGAGCCUGAUUUGUUCUCCUCCUUGGGAAUCCAGACCCCCAUACACCAGAUCACUUCCACACAAGCCAUAGGAACUUUGGCCAGUUAUCUGCACACUGUAAAAGGUACUCCACGGUGGCUCAGCUUGCUCUUGCUUCUCUCACCACGUCUUCCACCUACUGUUGAACCGACUGCUCCCAAUUUCUGUUUCCUAACUGGGUUGCUCAGGGUCAUGAAGAUAGAGGUGAAAGUCCUCUUGGAAACAGGUGAACUGGUUAGUGCCCUUCGGUCCCAGUAGCUGUUUGGUGAAUUUGAAGGGAUUUCCUAAGAUGGCAGCCCGCUUCACUGCCCUCUCCCUCCCUCGUCAGGGUGAUGAGUUUCCUCCUAAGGUUGUUCUGAUGCUCAGAUGGUGGCACCUUGGUGAUCUUUCGUGUGUCCUCCUAGAACUGCAUCCAUGCCUUGCACUUGUUAGUUGGAGGCGACUUUACUCGACAGUAUUCUACUAUUUUUCUUGGAACAGAAGUUUCUGGCACUUUGGAUGUCUUGGACUCUGUGGGGCAACUCCAGGCUGAGUUCCUCCUGCACCUAGUAGACCUUUACCACUAGAGGGAGUCAUCUGAUUCAUUGGUUACAUCCAAAUAUCACUUCAUGGACCUUUACCUUAUGUUUGUCUCUGUGUGGACGGACAUCAUCAUGUGAUCUAAUUCUUCAUGAUUCCUCCACAGAGUGGACCAGGAGAGCCCAGAGGUUCCCAGUGGUCAGUCCACCCAGCAGCAUCAAACACACCUGGACUCCAUAUUUAUGCUGCUGGAGGAGAACAUCGUCACUUUUGUGAAGAACGAGCUGACGAAGAUCCAGAAGGUUGUGAAUUCAGAUUACCCAGAAUGCUUAGAGAGUCAGAGGAAGGAUGAGGAGGUGCUGGACGGUGAGGAUGAAGAGCAGAGCAGGAACAGAGAGGCUUUUCUGAAGAUCACACUGAACUUCCUGAGGAGAAUGAAGCAGGGGGAGCUGGCUGACCGUCUGCAUAGCAGAAGUCAUUCUGGAGUUUGUCAACGUAAACUCAAAUCUAACCUGAAGAAGAAGUACCAGUGUGUGUUUGAGGGGAUCGCUAAAGCAGGAAACCCAACCCGUCUGAAUCAGAUCUACACAGAUCUCUACAUCACAGAGGGAGGGACUGCAGAGGUCAAUGAUGAACAUGAGGUCAGACAGAUUGAAACCGCAUCCAGGAAGACAGACAGACCAGAAACAACCAUCAGACAGGAAGACAUCUUUAAAGCCUCACCUGGAAGAGAUGAACCAAUCAGAACAGUGAUGACAAAGGGAGUGGCUGGCAUCGGGAAAACAGUCUUAACACAGAAGUUCACUCUGGACUGGGCUGAAGACAAAGCCAACCAGGACAUACAGUUCAUAUUUCCAUUCACUUUCAGAGAGCUGAAUGUGCUGAAGGAGAAGAAGUACAGCUUGGUGGAACUUGUUCAUCACUUCUUUACUGAAACCAAAGAAGCAGGAAUCUGCAGGUUUGAAGAGUUCCCGGUCGUGUUCAUCUUUGACGGUCUGGAUGAGUGUCGACUUCCUCUGGACUUCCACAACAAGGAGAUCCUGACUGAUGUUACAGAGUCCACCUCAGUGGAUGUGCUGCUGACAAACCUCAUCAGGGGGAAACUGCUUCCCUCUGCUCGCCUCUGGAUAACCACACGACCCGCAGCAGCCAAUCAGAUCCCUCCUGAGUGUGUUGACAUGGUGACAGAGGUCAGAGGGUUCACCGACCCACAGAAGGAGGAGUACUUCAGGAAGAGGUUCAGAGAUGAGGAGCAGACCAGAACCGUCAUCUCCCAUAUCAAGACAUCACGAAGCCUCCACAUCAUGUGCAACAUCCCGGUCUUCUGCUGGAUCACGUCUAGAGUUCUGGAAGGGGUGUUGAAGACCAGAGAGGGUGGAGAGCUGCCCAAGACCCUGACUGAGAUGUACAUCUACUUCCUGGUGGUUCAGUCCAAAGUGAAGAACAUCAAGUAUGAUGGAGGCGCUGAAACAGAUCCACACUGGAGUCCAGAGAGCAGGAAGAUGAUCGAGUCUCUGGGAAAACUGGCUUUUGAUCAGCUGCAGAAAGGCAACCUGAUCUUCUAUGAGUCCGAUCUGACAGAGUGUGGCAUCGAUAUCAGAGCCGCCUCAGUGUACUCAGGAGUGUUCACACAGAUCUUUAAAGAGGAGAGAGGACUGUACCAGGACAAGGUGUUCUGCUUCGUCCAUCUGAGUGUUCAGGAGUUUCUGGCUGCUCUUCAUGUCCAUCUGACAUUCAUCAACUCGGGUGUCAAUCUGAUGGCAGAAAGACAAACAACCUCCUCGUUGUUUAAAGUCUUCAGAGACAAACCUACACCAAAACAUCUCUACCAGAGUGCUGUGGACAAGGCCUUACAGAGUCCAAACGGACACCUGGACUUGUUCCUUCGCUUCCUCCUGGGUCUUUCACUGCAGACCAAUCAGAAACACCUGCGAGGCCUGCUGACACAGACAGGAUCACAGACCAAUCAGGAAACAGUCCAGUACAUCAAGAAGAAGAUCGAGGAAAAUAUCUCUACAGAGACAAGCAUCAAUCUGUUCCACUGUCUGAAUGAACUGAAUGAUGGUUCUCUGGUGAAGGAGAUCCAACAGUACCUGAGUUCAGGAAGUCUCUCCACAUGUAAACUGUCUCCUGCUCAGUGGUCAGCUCUGGUCUUCAUCUUACUGUCGUCAGAUAAAGAUCUUGACGUGUUCGACCUGAAGAAAUACUCUGAUUCAGAGGAGGCUCUUCUGAGGCUGCUGCCAGUGGUCAAAGCCUCCAACAAAGCUCUGCUGAGUGGCUGUUACCUCUCAGAGAGAAGCUGUGGAGCUCUCUCCUCACUUCUCAGCUCCCAGUCCUCCAGUCUGAGAGAGCUGGACCUGAGUGACAACAACCUGCAGGAUUCAGGAGUGAACCUGCUGUCUUCUGGACUGAAGAGUCCACACUGUACUCUGGAGACUCUCAGGUUGAGUGGGUGUAACCUCUCAGAGAGAAGCUGUAAAGCUCUGUCCUCAGUUCUCCACUCCCAGUCCUCCAGUCUGAGAGAGCUGGACAUGAGUAACAACGACCUGCAGGAUUCAGGAGUGAAGCUGCUGUGUCCUGGAGUGAAGAGUCAACACUGUACACUGGAGACUCUCAGGUUGUCAGGCUGUUUGAUCACAAAAGAAGGCUGCACUACUCUGGCUUCAGCUCUGAGCUCGAACCCUUCCCAUCUGAGAGAGCUGGACCUGAGCUACAAUCAUCCAGAACAGUCAGGAGUGAAUCUUCUGUCUGCUGGACUGAAGGAUCCACUCUGGAGACUGGGCACUCUCCGGGUGGAGCCUGCUGGAGUCCGAUGGUUGACACCAGGUCUGAGGAAGUAUUCCUGUGAACUCACAUUCGACACAAACACAGUACACAGAAUCCUCAAACCGUCUGACGACAACAGGAAGCUGACACGUGUGAGAGAAGAUCAGCCAUACCUUGAUCACCCAGACAGAUUUGAUGAGUGGCCUCAGAUGCUGUGUAUUGAUGGUCUGACUGGUCGCUGUUACUGGGAGUUGGAGUGGACAGGAAAAGUUGAUAUAUCAGUGAGUUACAGAGGAAUCAGCAGGAAAGGAGACGGUAAGGACUGUUUGUUUGGAGGUAAUGAUCAGUCCUGGAGUCUGAGCUGCUCUGAUAGAGGUUACUCUGUUUGUCACAACAACAGAGAAACCUUCAUCACCUCCUCCUCCUCUGGUACAGUAGCAGUUUAUUUGGACUGUCCUGCUGACACUCUGUCCUUCUAUGGAGUCUCCUCAGACUCACUGAUCCACCUCCACACCUUCAGCACCAUAUUCACGGAACCUCUCCAUCCUGGGUUUGGGCUCUCGUCUUGUAAGCUUGGUUCCUCAGUGUCACUAGUCAGGGUUUCAUCCGAAUGUUGAGCAAAUCUUAAAGGGCGGAUCCAUCUGGUUCUGGGGCUGUCUGACGAUGAGGUAAAUCGGCUGUGGACGGGAGCAGCAGACAAACUAAUUUUAGCCACAAGUUUACACUAUAUGUAGAAUAUUUUCACUGCUUUACCUCGCCAUCAGACAGCCCUUUCUGACGGGGAUUGAAGCCGUUUUAUCGCUCUCUUCAAAGCCACCAGACUCAAUUAAAAAAACAAAACAGUAAUUUUACCUCUCAGAACAGGGGAGUUGCUGGUCUACCUCUGGAUGAUAGCGAUUAUCCAGCGCCCACACAUUGGCCAGCAGGAUCCCCGUCGUACAAUUAACCACACACCAAGACAUAUUAUUCGUCUGAUAUGUGAUAUGUGUCACAAACAUUGCCGAGAGGUUAAGUUCAGGACUCGAAUUAGCUGAGGUGACACCUAGCACACCGCUAGCGGACAUUUCUGUUUGUUUUAUGUAUUCAUGUGAAGAAGUCUCCUCAUCGAUCCACAGUCUGAUGGUUUCCUCUGCUGAUAUUUGUCGCAGUUUGUUUUUUCAAUACACCAACUUUUCUAUCUCAGCCAGGUGUAAACACUUCUUCUCUGUAUUUUACAAUACCAACAUUCAGACUGACAUCAUUAGACGGAUCAAUACUGGUGUUCAUAGUGACUGUUGAUCAUGUGUUGUAGUUUCUCACUGUGACCACCUGAGGGCCGUGAACUCUGCUGGUCUAUUCUGUAGACGUGCACAACAUCAAUAUGAACAGUCAGAGUUCUAACCUGUAAUUAUAUUUCAUAUCAUUUCAUUAAUAUCAGUACUAGCAUGACUAUUAGUAUUAAUACCUCAUUUAAUAAGAAGUAUUACUGUUACGUUCAUUAUUUCAAAUGUGUUUCAGCUUCUCUGUAUGAUCAUUUAAUGUUUAAUCCAUAAAUGUUAAUAUAAAGUGUGACCGAAGCAAACCUCCUCCUGUAGUAGUACUACCAUGAACUACUCCGUUACAAAGUAAUAGUCAGCAUUUAGAGUCUUCUUCUUUGUUAAUAAUCAGAUAAAUGAAAUGUGAUGAAGAAUUCAAAGUGAAGAAGAAAUGAGGAGGAGGAAAAGGUAUGUCCCAGUAUGACUCUAACAGUGUUAUUUUUGUAAUUUGUUCAAUUAUUCAAAUUGCUGUAUUAUCAACAUUAUUUCAAUAGAUUCACAUCAUAAUAUCAUUAUACUAA